This is a messenger RNA of Nilaparvata lugens (brown planthopper), 6862 nucleotides long. RefSeq names its product ATP-dependent RNA helicase TDRD9. Bases 230 to 4609 code for a protein of 1459 amino acids. Gene Ontology annotation, molecular function: ATP binding; RNA binding. The transcript has 26 exons. The record is from RefSeq and is a predicted model, not a curated record. Gene Ontology annotation, cellular component: intracellular anatomical structure. NCBI's taxonomy places the organism in Eukaryota, Metazoa, Arthropoda, Insecta, Hemiptera, Delphacidae.
GCAGAAAAAAAUGAGGACUUGUGGAAGACAGUGACAGGAAUUUCAACUUUCAAGUCUUCAACCAACAAUCAUGGACAAUCAUGAUCGUGUGUGAAUUUUUGUGUUUUGUGAAGAGAAUGUUGUGAAAUACUAGUGAUCUAUUCUUAAAACAGAUUUUUCAAUAAAAUAAUUCAUUAUCAAAAAGUAUCAAUUAUAUUAUAAAGACUCUCAUUUGCUAUAUCCGAAGAGGAUGUCCUUUAGCGGGCUGUUGAAAACAAUUCCCCGCGAAGGGAGGGUGCAACUUCCCGGGGGACAAACAGACGGAUUCAUCAGACCAGCGAGGGAAGAUGAAGAGAGACGAGAGCAAGCAGUGUUGGAAGAUCGUCCAAGAUUUGGUGAUGAGUAUGCGGAAAAAUACCGACAAGAAGAAGAAGAAGAGGAACUGCGAAUGCUGGAGGCAAGUAAACCAGUGGCAGGAAAGAAAUCUGACAAUCUUUGUGAAGUCGAUGAUUUAACGUCAAUGGGAACAAUGCCCAAUCUAGCACAACUCCGUAUAGAUGAUAUGGACAACACCCUGUUCAAUGAUUACAGGCUGAUGGUGCCCACAGAUUUGAAACACUUGCCAGUGUUCCAAUACCAAGUUAAGUUUUUGGCGCUUGUAAACAGUAAUCCAGUGGUUAUAGUGAGGGGUAAAACUGGUUGUGGAAAGUCGACACAACUGCCUCUGAUGAUCCUUGAUGAUCACGCUCAGAGAAGACAGUUUUGUAAUAUAAUUGUGACCCAACCGCGCCGUAUUGCUGCCAAGUCUAUCGCCACCGCCGUUUGCAAAACAUAUAACAUAAAUUUGGGCGCGUUGGUCGGCUACCAGAUCGGUCUCGAUAAAGAAGUGGAUCCCCGGACUAGACUGACCUAUUGCACAACCGGUGUGCUGUUACAAAAACUUAUAGCAGCCAAAAAUAUGGAUGAAUACACCCACAUCAUCCUGGAUGAAGUCCAUGAACGAGCUCAGGAUAUGGACUUUCUCAUGCUUUUGGUACGAAAACUGCAGCGCACCAAUUCACGUAAUGUCAAAUUGAUUUUGAUGUCUGCUACGAUUGAUGUUGAUAAUUACGCAAAUUACUUUUCGAGAAUUGUGAAUAAUAGCAGAGAAGCUGCUCCAGUGAUGGAAAUUUCAAAGGAGACCGCUUUCAAAGUUCAGAUUUACUAUACAGACCACUUGAUAAGCAAACUGGGCACUUUUCCCGAAUCUACAAAAGGUGAACACGAUAUCAGCCCAGAAGCGUAUGAUUGGGUGGUGAAACUCAUAAAAGCGUUCGACUUCUUAGACGAGUAUGAAAAUAAGAAAAAUGUGAGAGGAUCUGUACUGGUAUUUCUGCCUGGUAUACACGAGAUCGAAAGUAUGUUCGAGGCACUGCAAAGGAGAGAAGAUGGAUUGUGGUGGAUCUGUCCUCUGCAUUCGACGCUCACAUCUGAAGAACAAUUUAAGGCAUUUCAGCCGCCGCUGAAAGGACACAGAAAGGUUAUAUUGUCCACAAACAUUGCGGAAAGCUCUAUCACGGUCAACGACAUAAAAUAUGUUAUCGAUUUUUGCCUGACCAAGGUGAUGAAGUUGGACCACGAAACGAACCUGUCUUGCCUCCGACUGUGCAGUGCCAGUAAAAACAUGUGCGAACAGCGAGCUGGUAGGGCGGGGCGAGUCAUGGAUGGCAGAGUCUACCGCUUAGUCAGCGAGCAUCACUACAAAACAAUGGAGCAAGAAAGCACCCCAGAGAUGUUGACUGCGUCAUUGGAUCUCAGUGUUUUAAAGGCUAAACAGUUGGAUAUGGGAGAACCUAAAAAGAUUCUUGCUAUGGCCAUGGAUCCUCCAGAUUUGACAAAUAUAAAGAAAACAAUUUUAAAAUUGAAAGAGCUCGGGGCACUCUAUAUGAAGGUAGGAAAGGUAUAUAAAGAUGAUGACGGUGAUUUGACUGUGAUGGGAGAUGUGAUGGGAUCUCUACCUAUCGAUCCUCCGAUGACCAAGCUCAUUCUUCUCGGACAUGCCUUCAAUUUGCUUAAUGAUGCCAUAAUAAUGGCUUGUUCGAUGUCUGUGAAGAGUAUGUUCAGCAGACCUUUCAAGAAAGAUCUAGAAGCGUAUUUGUCCAAAUGUACUUGGGCAGACUCCCUAACCAGUGAUCCAAUUGCAUAUCUUAAUGCUUACAAUACGUGGAGAUCACUGUUAACGUCUGGCAAGUUCAACAUUUCGAACGGUGAGUCUGAAUCGAUGUGGGCCAAACGCUACUUCAUCCAAAUACCAGUGAUUCGUGAAGUGGCCAGGCUGGUCGAAGACGUCACCGAUCGUCUCAAAAGAUUCAAUGUUGUUCCAUCAAAACCACCAAAAUCAACACCUUCCUGGACAAAAUUGAAACAGAUUCUCUUGAAGAUGAUCCUGGCUGGAGCGUGCUAUCCAAACUUCUUUUUCAGGGGAGAUUUGGUUGGACAGCAAAUUGACAGGGAAGCUGUUAAACUGCUGGGAUCCAGAGACCCGGCCAACACUGUUUACUUAUCAAACUUUGCUCUGGGACAGCCUGGUCCUUUGUACUCUAACGCAAUCAAGAAGCUGUUUUCACAUUGCGGAGUUCCGAGCUGCGAUAUCAAGGUCUCAUUUGAUGGCAGCAGCCGAGUAUAUGUUGAGUUCAAAUCAGACUGCGAGACGCAAAAGUAUGAUGGAUCUGAGAAAGAAUUGAGCUCGAAAAUCUCGUGUACAAUCUCCAUGGCUGUUUACAGAGCACUCAAAAUGAGACACGGAAAGGUUCCACUACAGAUUCCAAUGUUGACGGUGUCAGAAGCAAACAAACGUGUCCAUAUUGCUCGGGAAAAAUACAGGCAGAAGAAGAAAUGCAGCCAAGAGGCUGUGCAUUCUGUACUGCCGCCAAUAGACAGCCAAUACCUGGAUAUUGCUGUCACACACAUAAACGACAUUUCAAACUUCUACGUCCAGCAAAAGAAUCCGUAUACGUUGAAGAGGCUGAACGACUACCAUGUAAUUCUGAACAAGUUAGUGCAACUGAAAAAGGCGCCACAUGUUGUCGUGAACGAACUCUACGCGGCUCCGUUCUUCCAGGAUGACACUCGCGCCUUCUACCGCUGUAAGGUCCUAUCCAUCGACAAACGCUCUGCACAGAUAAUGUACGUCGAUUAUGGAAACAUUGAGAAAGUGGAUGUUACCUUCCUCUUCUUGUUGCCAAACAGAACAGUUCUGCCUUCAAAAGAUGGCCCCGAGACGACAUAUGACUUGAAGACUGAGCCUCCGCUGGCAUUCAGAUGUCGGUUGGCUGGCGCUAUGCCAAAAAGGCUUCACAGAACCAACCAAGUGUUCUCCGAGAUGUGCCUUUUCCAAGGAGCCGUUGGAAAGGUGUACUCGGUCGUUGACAGUGUGGUGUCAUUGGAAAUCCUGGUGGUUGAAGGAAACUCGUCCUCUUACCGGAGCCGAGAGGACGAUUACAUCAAUGUCAACAGAAUGUUGGUGGAACGAGGGCUGGCCGACCAAUACGAAGAGAGCUUCUUGUCCAAGAUGAACCACGACCGGAGAGUGAAGCACCAGUCCAAGUUCAAUUCGUACAACAAUGUGCCUGAGGAUGUGAAUAACGACGGGGAUGAGACCGAGUCCAAUCAAACAUUGUUCGAUAACGAUGAUGAUCUCGACAUGAAAUCGCCAACAUUCGAAGAAACACAUUCUAAAAUGAUCUUGAAGGGGCCAUUCAGUCCUCUCGAAAUGAAGAUCCACGGCUGCUUGCGAACCACUAUCAACAAAUGCAUUUCAAUUGAAUCGGACUCCAUCAACUCAGUCCUCCUAGAUGAACAGCCAGACAACCCUCACGAUAGGAUGGUGGUGGCCGCACACGUGUCCCGUAGUGCGGGCGGACAGCGCCUGAAUCUGAGGCACACGACGGUCAUCCUCGAUUGCAAUGGCAUGUCUGCGUUGAUGUGUUUGCUGUUCUCGCCAGUCGUUGAGUUGAGAACUGACGAGAAAUUUUCCCGACUUACUGGUGCUAUUUGUGGUCUAGGAUAUGAUCCUCAAACAAAACAAUCAUACUUUCCGGAACAUGAUUUCGAAAUUGCGUUUGAUACAGUUUUCACAAUAAAACAGAUUGAACAAAUAAAUAAGUUUCGACUUGCGUUGAGCGGAUUUCUUGCUCCUCAUGGCGAAAGUAAUUACUUCAACAUGGAAUUUACCAAGACCCAGGCUGAUUUUCAAGAGAUGAUAGACGAAGCGUUCCAUCUGAUUGCAAAUCAGCCAAUUGAACGAGUAAAAGUAUGCAAUUCGUACAAAUGGGGCCAGAUUCCCGAGGAUCUCAUUAUGUUACCGGGUAAAGGUGAUACCUGGCAAAAUCCAUUAAUCUAUCAGCUCAUUUUUGGCAUAGAUCUCACUCCUCCACGCCAUAGCGAAUUCGAGAAAAUGCGUAACGAAUUCCAAAGAAAUAUAAACGAACUCGUAAAAAUCAAGGAUGGGUUGCAGACGUUCAAGCCAAUUAACUGUGAACUCUGCCAGGUCCCCAUAGAAAAUAUCCAGGUUUUGACAUUGCAUUUCAUGUCGAAGCAACAUGCUGAGCUAUCGAAAAGAUUCAAGUUGAAUAAUUCCGGUAACCAGUAAAAGGUAAAAGUGCCAUUAAAAGUGAAUGUGAGCAACUAAAGUGCAAGUGAAAGUUGAAGUGACAAUGAGAAGUUUCAACGAGAACCAUCAAGUGAAACCUCUAGAAACAGUGUGCAAAUUUUGUUAAUUUUCUUUCUGCUAAUUCAUCGAUUAUUCAUUAAAGUUGUCAUUAACAAACCAAAACCUUUCUACAGAGCAUUCCAUGUACACAUAUCACAGAUUUAUGUCUAGUUGAUUGUUAAUAUCUUGAAUUUGUUACCAACCUAGUCAAUUGGAUAUUUCUGUAUAAUCACCCAGGUUAAAUCACCAGUUUUAAUCAAAACUGGUUAUCAAAUCAUAAUUUUUAUCAUUUUAAUCUUACCACAGUUCAAUUUUAUAGUAACAAUUUGCAGUAACAGAUUACAGUACUAAAAUUUUAAUUAUCAAUCAGUGAUUAUGACAUCAGCCAGGAAAGGCUAGGUACAACAUAUUUCAAAAUUGAAUCAAUAAUUUAUAUCUUUGCAAUACUUACUCUCUGCUCCAAUUUGACAUUUAGAAUAACUUCUAGUUAGUCACUAGUUUUUCACUGUCAACAAAGUCUUUCUUUAAUGUUUUGUGGUUUUUUCAUUUCCCUUGAUUUUAUGUAUUUUGUAUAACUACUUACAACUAAUGAUUGUAAUCGAUGCUUGGUGAUAGUGUGAACUUAGCCAAAAUGAUGGGUGGUUUACUGGUAACAAAAUUUCUGUUCAUAUUAUUUUUUUAUACUUAUCUUCUAUGUUUGAUAAAGACUAUCAACAUGAUUGCGAUUAUUACAUUUUAUUACUUUAGCGAAAGUGGGUGGUCCCAUGAUAACGAAAUUUCUGUUACUUUUACAUUCUUCUUACACUUAUGCACUAUGAGUAAUUGUUUUAAAAAUGUCAUAAUGAUAGUGAUAUUGAUUAGUGAUUGAUCUUUGGAUAGAGAAUGAUAGAUGGAUAUGAUGAUAUCAGUCGAAACAGGCUCCUGAUUUUUAUUAAUAAUUAUAAUUUUCUGUUAAUUGAACUGUUAAUUUUUCAUUUUUAGUAAUUUUAUUUUUCCAAGACUUGUAGCCUAUUAUAAUAAAUGAUUAAAAAAUAAAAAAUUAAAAAAAUAUGUAUGAUAAAAAAUUAUGUUUAUAAUAAAUGAAGUACAUUGUAAUGAUUGUAAUAAUAAUGUUUGGUUCCACUCAGCGAAAAUGAAUGGUUCCCUGAUGAAGAAAUUUUGUUAAUUUUCCAUUCUUUUUACACUUAUGUACUAUGAUAUUUUUUAAAGAAUAUCAUAAUAAUUGUUUUAUUGAUUAGUAUCUUGGAUAGAGAAUGAUAGAUGGAUAUCAUGAUAUCAGUCAAAACAGGCUCCUGAUUUGUAUUAAUAAUUAUCAUUUUUCUGUUAAUUUUUAAUUUUUAGUAAUUUUAUUUUUCCAAGACUUGUAGCCUAUUAUUAUGUUUAUAAUAAAUGAAGUACAUUGUAAUGAUAGUAAUAAUAAUGUUUGUUUGCACUCAGCGAAAAUGAAUGGUUCCCUGAUGAAGAAUUUUGUUGAUUUUCCAUUCUUUUUACACUUCUGUACUAUGAAUAUUUUUUUAAGAAUAUAAUGAUUGUGAUAUUGAUUAGUGAUUGAUAUUUGGCUAGAGUAUGAUAUCAGUAAAAACAAGUGAAACAGGUGAACAGCUGAUAUCAGCAGCCGAGGUGAAAAAAUAUGAAGACGUUGAGUAUAGUAUAUAGCAUAUUAUAUAAGAGUAUAAGUACAGUGGUGGGAAACAUGAAGAAUCAUGUCCAAGUAACAAAUGGGAACAUGAUAGGAUGGCUGUGGCGGAAGUAUGAAGAUGUGAAGACUGUCAUUGAGAAUAUGAAGGGUAAUGGUGAGGAUGAAGAAGAGGUUGUCAAGAAGGUUUUAUUAAUAACCUAUCAUUUUUCUGUUAAUUGAUCUAAAUCUUUGUUAAUCUUUAAUUUUUAAUAUUUUUAUUUUUCCAAGACUUGUAUCAUGUUUAUAAUUAUGAAGUGCAUUGUAAUGAUAAUGAGUUAUUGAUCUUUAGUUACAUUAUGAUGUCAGCCAGAACAGGCAGUCUCUAACGAAAUAGAUCAGAUUACAGAGUAGAUACUACAUUUAUGUUUAUAUUUCAUUUCCAGGCUUAUGUAAGUUUAAUAUGUAGAAUUUCUCAAGAUUGUGUUACCAUUGGGUGCGUUGGUUUGUACACUUCAACCUUUGAAAAAUAAAGAUUAUCUUUCUAUUUGUUCAAUAAAGGAUUUGUGAAUUUGUCA